UUUCUGCUCCUUCCUCCCCUUCCGUUUAUGGGCAGGAAACCCCACCCAGAGCGCUUCGCCUUCGCAACUAUCUUGGCCCGCAGCAGCUUCCGUGCCGCUGGGAGGAAUGGGGGCGUUCUGCGGGCGCAGAGCUCCCUAAGAUGGCGGUGGCGGCGCUGGCAGGGCUGGGCCCGUGGGCCGUGCUCGCCCGCUACUUCCGGGCGGCCGGGCUGGCGGCUUACUCCUCCGUGCCCGCCGGCAGCACUGGGGAAGGCCAGCAACGGGAAGCUUCAAUAAGGAGAAGAGGCAGGACUUCACAGUUCGUAAGAUCGUAUGCACCUCCCAGAACUGAGAGGAUGGCUGUCGACCAGGACUGGAGCAGUGUUUAUCCAACAGCAGCUGCGUUUAAAGCUGCAUCUGUGCCUCUCCCGAUUCGAAUGGGUUUCCCAGUGAAGAGAGGAGUACCUCCACCAAAAGAAGGCAACUUAGAGCUUAUAAAGAUUCCCAAUUUUUUGCAUCUUACUCCUCCUGCAAUUAAGAAACACUGUGCAGCUCUCAAAGAUUUCUGCACUGAAUGGCCAAGUGCUUUGAACAGUGAUGAGAAAUGUGAACAGCAUUUUCCUGUUGAAAUUGAGACAGUGAAUUAUGUUUCUGCAGGAACGUCUAUUCGUAAUCCCAAAGCAAGAGUGGUAACUCUAAGAGUUAAACUUUCUAACCUGAAUUUGGAUGACCAUGCAAAGAAGAAGCUUAUUAAACUUGUAGGAGAGCGGUACUGCAGGGACACAGAUAUACUCACUAUUACAACAGACAGGUGCCCACUAAGAAGACAGAACUAUGAUUAUGGAAUACACCUCCUCACAGUUUUGUACCAUGAAUCUUGGAAAACAGAGAUAUGGGAGAGUGAGAAGACUGAAGAAGACAUGGAGGAGUAUAUCUGGGAAAAUAGCUGCUCUCAGAAAAAUGCCCUGGAUACACUACUUCGAAUAAAAUCCACAGAGAAUGUUAGUAAUGUAACCAAGGAGGAGCUUCUUGCAUCUAAAGUAGUUAAGAAUUACAGAAACUCUGUAACUGCACUUAAAAAUGAAGGUGAAACAGAAAGUAACAUGUCUCAGUAUAAGGAAUCUGUGAAGAAAUUAUUAAAUAUACAAGUAUUACCAUGAAAGAUUCUGCAAGUACAUCUGAUUAUUAUAGAAAUAUUAAACUAUAGUUAAUAGUUAUGUAUGAUAUGGAUAUAUAAUUAUUUGGAACCUUAACCAAAACUAUGAGACUUGAUGAAUUAAUUUUAAAAGUAGUCAGAUAUUUCUUCAUUGUUGGAUUUUCUUGUAAACAUAUUUUUUCUGUUCAUGAAUCUUGUUCUUUGAAUAAAGUAUAUUUUGAGUCA
Molecule: messenger RNA, 1360 nt
Organism: Cygnus olor (mute swan)
Lineage: Eukaryota; Metazoa; Chordata; Aves; Anseriformes; Anatidae
Gene: MRPS35
Product: mitochondrial ribosomal protein S35
Exons: 8
Coding region: 141-1139 (332 amino acids)
Biological process (GO): mitochondrial translation
Cellular component (GO): mitochondrial small ribosomal subunit
Molecular function (GO): structural constituent of ribosome
Source: RefSeq, a predicted model, not a curated record